CUCUCUCAUCAAAGAUAAUAACGACUCAUGACUAAAAUCCAUAAAUUCUAGUGGGCUCCUUUCCCUCUUCUUUUUCAAAAUAUGUGCAUAUGAGAGAGAGAGAGAGAGAGAGAACAAGUUCACAUCCAUAGCCACAUUAUCCUUUGAUAUAUAUAUAUAUAUACACACAUACAAAAGCAAACUUUGCAAAUAUUCCUAACCACAUUGUUACAUUAUUAGAAUCAAGAAAUCAAGACUAGGCAACGAUGAGUUGUACGAAGAGCUGCGACGAAUACCACAACGACAUUAUCGAGUGGUUCGAAGAUGUGGCCGGUCGAGCGGGGGAUGUCCAAACGGAGACGCUUCAUAGGAUUCUCGAACUAAACUGUGGAGUGGAGUACCUCAAGAAAUUUUUCGGAGACAUUAAUUAUGUAAAAGAAGUCGAUAAAAUUGCGUUGGAAUCCCUUUACACUUCUUUGGUUCCACUUUCAUCCCAUGCAGAUUUCGAGCCUUACCUUCAACGAAUCGCCGAUGGAGAAACCGACCCCCUCAUCACUCAAGAACCUAUUACUACUCUCUCAUUAAGUUCUGGUACAACUGAGGGAAGACAGAAGUAUGUACCCUUUACUCACCAUAGCUCAAACACCACUCUUCAGAUUUUCAAACUUGCAGCAGCUUAUAGAUCAAGGGUAUAUCCAACAAGGGAAGGUGGGAGAAUCCUCGAAUUCAUAUACAGCAGCAAACGUUUCGAGACGAAGGGAGGAGUAACCGUGGGGACCGCCACGACGCACGUGUACGCGAGCGACGAGUUCAAAAUCAAGCAACAACAAACGAAGUCGUUCACUUGUAGCCCGAAAGAAGUUAUCUCUAGUGGAGACUACACACAAUCCACAUACUGCCACCUCCUCCUAGGUUUACAUUUCUCCGACGAAAUCGAAUACAUAACCUCGACUUUCGCGUACAGCCUCGUACAAGCUUUUAGAACCUUCCAAGAAAUUUGGAGGGAGAUUUGCAAUGACCUAAGAGAAGGCACACUUAGCUCAAGAAUCACUAUCCAAGAUGUAAGAAAAUCGGUUCUUGAUAUCGUCGCUUGUCGUCCGAAUCCGAGUUUGGCUUCGAGGGUCGAAAAGAAAUGUAACGAACUUGAAGGGAACGAUUGGGCCGGAUUAAUUUCCGAGAUUUGGCCGAACGCAAAGUAUGUGAACUCGAUUAUGACUGGUUCGAUGCAGCCGUAUUUGAGUAAGCUUAGGCACUAUGCUGGGGGGGGAUUGCCCCUCGUGAGUGGCGACUAUGGGUCCACCGAGAGCUGGAUCGGAGUUAAUAUCGACCCUUUUUUACCGCCGGAAAAAGUUACUUUCGCGGUUAUUCCGACUUUUUCGUACUUCGAAUUUAUACCGCUCCGUAGAAGGAAUAACAAUUAUCAAGAAUGUGGCAGCAAAUUGUGUUCGGGUGGUGAUGACUUUAUCGAAGACGAUCCAGUCCCGUUGUCACGUGUGAAGAUUGGACAGGAAUACGAGAUUGUUCUCACCACUUUCACAGGGUUAUAUAGAUACAGACUCGGCGAUGUGGUUGAGGUGGCGGGUUUCUACGGAAACACGCCGAAACUCAACUACAUUUGUAGGCGGAACCUAAUCUUAACCGUAAACAUAGACAAGAACACCGAAAGGGACCUCCAAUUAGUCGUCGAAAGGGGCUCGCAGAUUCUGAGAAAAUCCGCCUCAAGAGCUGAAAUAGUCGAUUUCACUAGCCAUGCUGACGUGGCAAACCAACCAGGCCACUACGUAAUUUACUGGGAAAUCGAGGGCGAGGCCGUCGAAGAAGGGGUUUUGAGGGAUUGCUGCAGAGAGAUGGAUGCUUCAUUUGUUGACCAUGGGUAUGUUGUGUCAAGAAAGACUAAUUCAAUUGGACCAUUGGAACUUAGAAUUGUGGAGAGAGGAACAUUUAAAAAGAUUUUGGAGUAUUUCAUAUCGAAUGGUGCAGCUUUGAGCCAGUUCAAAACUCCUAGGUGUACUACAAACCCUGUUCUUUUGAGGAUUCUGAAUGAUUGUACUGUAUGCAAGUUUUAUAGUACCUCGUAUGGGUCCUAGGUUUUGGACAUGCAUUAAUAAAUUUGACGAAAAUGCCCCCAUGCACCUUGGUUUAGUUAGGUGUAAAUUGUAAUGAUUUUUUCUCAAUUAUUGGACUAAUUUGCCAAAUUUUA
Erythranthe guttata (spotted monkey flower) is the source of this 2179-nucleotide messenger RNA. It is a transcript of the gene DFL2, whose product is annotated as Auxin-responsive GH3 family protein. Gene Ontology annotation, molecular function: acid-amino acid ligase activity. The record is from RefSeq and is a predicted model, not a curated record. NCBI's taxonomy places the organism in Eukaryota, Viridiplantae, Streptophyta, Magnoliopsida, Lamiales, Phrymaceae. Gene Ontology annotation, cellular component: cytoplasm.